AUGUUGAGAGGCGUCACAAAAGUAUUCCCAGGUGUUCGAGAAUUGGAACUGCUGGGCUGCCGGGUGGAUGACAGUGAAUUGCAGGGAGUCCUGCAGGCAACAUCGGGUCUUCAAUCACUGGACUUGUCAGGGUGUACUAAGUUGUCCCCCACAGUAGGGAAGGUCCUUUUUGGAGAUGGCGCCACAACGAACACCACUGUGUCUGACUGCAGCCAGCUGGAAUUAAAAGAUGGGAAGCUUUGGGGAACAGGGCCCUCCCGGGAUGCUGCAAAGCUGAAGCUUGUCAAUCUUCAAAGGUGUUUCCAAGUCACAGAUGUGGCACUCACAGAUGCGCUGAAAUGCGCAAACAGUGUGCAUUCAGAGCUACACUGUGUGCUGUUCAGCCAGCUCAACCUGUUGGAUUGGAUAUCAAGAAUGGAACAUGUUGAGAAACCAUUCUUUGAGCAGCUCGUGGCUGACGUCCUUGGACCUGAAGAGGAGCAGAUGGUGCAUGACUUGGUCACUGGGAGAGCCCAUUGUGUUGGUGGGGGAAAACUGGCACUGAAGUGGCAGAGUUUCUUUGCCUCCUGCAGUCUGCGGAUUCUGGCACUGAACAACUGUGGCUGGGUGAACCACCGAGCAUUUGAGGCUAUUGCAACAUGUUGUCCAAACUUGUCUGUUCUCUGCCUUGGGGGAACCUUUGUCGACAGCAGCCUGCCAGAGCAGAGCAUUGGGGAGGAAAUUUCCGACUACGAUGCCAUUCACAGAGAAAGUGCGCAGGCAGUGGCGAACUCUGGCAUUGAUCUUGACAAUUCCACAAGUGCGGUGUGUCUUCAGCUGUUGACCCUUCUGCAGUGCCUUCCAAGGCUGUAUCUUUUGGAUAUCACGUUUUUCCCUCCCGGCACUGGCGCUCUCCUGAAGAACACUUUGUCUAGCGAGGUUGUGAGACUGCCGUUCCCGCAGAGUGAGGCGCUGGAGGUGCUCGAUUUGUCCUCCACAACUGCAGCUCGGAGGGCUCUAGAUCUAAAGCAUGAGAUGGAGCAGAAACAUGCUGCUGGGACAGUGGACCACUGGAAGUUUGAUGGCCUGAUUGCGCAAGGCAUGGACAUGGCCCUGAGAGGUGCCGUCAACUGCACGAUGGGCAGGCCUCAUGGCCCAACCAUGUUUUGUCAGACGACCUUGCACAGAGCUGCAGAAGAGGGUAACGUGACCCUGGCGAGAGCUGUCUUAUCGCUGGGGGCUGCCACAGACACAAGGGGUCGCAGCGGCGCAACGGCACUGUUCCAGGCCUGCUUCAAAGGGCACGUCCAGGUUGCUCUUGAGCUCCUUCGACGGGGGGCAGAUGCCUGGAAAGGGAACAAAAAUGAGGAGACGCCACUGUACAUUGCGGCCCUCAGGGGACACGCUGAGGUUGUCGACUUGUUGCUGUCUUAUUUCGAGUGUCAUGGGAUCGACUGGAUCGACAGCAGGUCUUAUGGUGAUGGCUGGACCCCCCUGCAAGCUGCUGCUGUUGCUGAUAGAUGCAGUGUGGCCAGAUGCCUCCUGCUUGCUGCUGCCCAUAGAGGCGAGGCCAUGUGCUGCAUGACAAACAAACAUGGCCAGACGGCACUGCACGUUGCUGCUCGGCGGGGCUGCAUGCCCAUGGUGAAGGCUCUCUGCCAAGUGGGGGGAGGAGCCCUUGUGGUGAAGAAGGACCAAUUCAAAAGGACAGCUGUUGAUGUGGCAUACAAGCACAGCCACCAUGCAGUUGCCAAAUUUAUUGCUAGUGCCACAUCAUGUCGCCCAGCUGCGCUCAGCGCCGGUGGAUAUGGGUGUCGAUGGGAGAUGUGGAGGCGCUCUGGCAAGUCUGAACUAGGACAUCUGCACAUGCCUGAUGCCCUGGAUGGGGGUGAUUAUCACUUGCAGGCAGCGUGCGCAAUCCCCAUUGCCAAGACAACGAAUCCGAAAUAG
Molecule: messenger RNA, 1929 nt
Organism: Ostreobium quekettii
Lineage: Eukaryota; Viridiplantae; Chlorophyta; Ulvophyceae; Bryopsidales; Ostreobiaceae
Source: the annotation of a GenBank genome assembly